This is a messenger RNA of Peromyscus maniculatus bairdii (prairie deer mouse), 4527 nucleotides long. It is a transcript of the gene Ccdc15, whose product is annotated as coiled-coil domain containing 15. Lineage: Eukaryota; Metazoa; Chordata; Mammalia; Rodentia; Cricetidae. Gene Ontology annotation, cellular component: centrosome. The record is from RefSeq and is a predicted model, not a curated record.
CCUCCCAGCCCGGAGGGAUGCCGCGAACCCGGAAGGGGCCGGGCGGGCGUCGGACGCGGAGUGGCGGUUUGCUGGCCUGGGUUUCCGUAGUAGCCCGCGGAGUUUGAGUGUGAGGAGGUCCGCGGCGCGGCGGCCCCCGGCUUCACAGGUUCUUCGCCCUCCUGCACCGACGGGGCCGCGCUUCUCGCCGCCGCAGAAGUCAGAUGCCAGGAGGAAUGGCGCCCCUCAAGAAACCCCGGAAUCCCACCAAAUUGCCCCUGGCUUUAAACCCCACGAAGAGCAAGGACGUUUUGGCAGUGCUGGCCGAGAGGAACCAGGCCAUAGUACCAAUUGGGGCAUGGGUGGAACCUGCCUCACCAAAUUGCUCGGAAAUCCCAGCACAUACUUCAGCAUACAUGAUUGAAGAGGAAAUAAAGGAACAACAACGAAGAAAACAAGAAUCUUUGAAACAUUUUCAGAGGCAAGUCAAACGCCGGGUAAAUCAGCAAGUUAAGCUGCGGAAAAAGCACCAGCUUCAGAAGUCUUACAAAGCAGCAGAAAAGGAAGGCUCUAUAGCCAUGCGAUGUUCAGAUUCAGCACAUUUAACUCCUAAAAGGACAAGUGUUUUCCCCAGCAAUUUGAACACUGCUGUUGGAAGUUGUAGGUUACCCGCUUCCCAGGUGCUUGGGGAUGCAACAGAAGACGGAGAGAAUCAGAAUCAGUUGUUUCAACAACAAGCUCAAGCUCUUAGUCAGACUAUGAAACAGGCACGUCACCAGCUGGCAUCCUUUAAAACUGUGAGUGAAAAAAAGACUUCAGUGUUUCUAAAUGGUAGAAGGAAAAGCUCUCCUACCCAAGAGAAAGCACUUCUUAGGAAACCAGCAUGCAUCAAGAUAAAUAAAGAAACAAGAGAAGAACCGCCCGGUAAGAUCCAUGAAGGCCCUUUAACUACAAUGCAUUACCACAACUUUAUGGAAAAUCAGGACCUUGGCUGUGGGGAACUUUCAUCUGUUGCAACAGAUGAGGAGAGAGAAGAUUUGUUUGUAGGUUACCAGCAGGAUCUUCUUUCUGAAAACAAAGAAAAGACUCUCAGCAAAGUUCAGAAAGUAAAAUUCAAAAAUCCAUUAUUUGUUGUGAUAAAGGAAGAUGAACAAAAGCAAUUACAUCUUCACAGCCUUCAGGCUGUUCUUCCAGAAGCCCAGGAUUAUCUUGUAGAAGUUCAAGACAAUUGUCCAGGAUCCCAGAGUGAUGUGAUUGAUGUCCUUAAUGUUGAGCCCAAAGCUUUAAGUGUUGAGCCUGAAGUUCCAGGCACUGAGCCAAACACCCAGGCCACUAGAACCGAGUUGAAGACCACCCAGCCAGAAAGCCAGGCUCUCAGGACAGAACCUGGGGACAUUCUUGAAGCCCAGACUGUUGAGCUAGAUGGGAAUAUUGAGUUGGAAGCACAGGAUUUUCUACCGCCAAAUCAGGCCUUUCUAUCCAAAGACCAGGAUUUUCUGCCCAAAUGUCAAGACCAGGACUCUUUAUACAAAGACCACCAUGAUCUCCCUAAAUACUGGAAUGUUCUACCUAAAUGUCAGAACCAGCAUUUUCUACCAGUAGACCAGGAAUUUCUACCUAGAAACCAGCUUGGUUUACCUGAAGAACAGAGUCAUCCACUCAAAUAUCAGAACCAGGAUCUCCCACCUAAAGAACAGAGUUUCCUGCCCAGACACCAGUAUAUUUUACCUAUAUAUCAGGACAGAAGAGGUCUGCAUGUUCUCCCUAAAUGUCAGGACCAUGAUGUUCUUUCCCAAGACCAUAAUAAUCUGCACAAAUGCCAGGAGCAGGAUCUUCCACUUCAAAACCAGGACAUGUUUCUCAAGCACCCCUCAACUUUGAUGAAAGAAGAGAGAGAGGAUGAGGAGUUACCUCUGGAGUGUCAUCAGUAUGCUCCACCUCAGAUCCAGGACCAAGUCUUCCUUAGAGAACAGUACAGGAGCUAUGAGCAGGCAUCAUGUGAUAUGACAGAUAAAAGAUGGAGAAAGGAGUUAUAUCCAGAGUGCUACGGAUGUGGUUUACAUGAAAUCCAGGAUUCAGGCUCUGCCGGCAAGCAGAGCUUACAUUUUAGGCAGCAGCCAUCUGUUAAUACAUCUGAAAAGUGGCAAGAGGAUUUACAUCUUGGUGGUCAUGAACAUCUUCUACCCAGAUACCAGAGAGACACAUGCAGCAGGCGACAGCAGGUGUUUGAGGAGUAUCGAUCAGGACUGAGCACUGAAUACCACGCUCUACUGGCAUUUCAGUCUGGAGUGGAUCAAGAAGAAGACAAGAAAGAGCGUCAAAAGCAAUACCUGAGACACAGGAGGCUUUUCAUGGAUAUUGAGAGAGAACAAGUGAAAGAACAAAACAGACAAAGGGAACAAAAGAAAAGAGUUGAAAAAAUUAAGAAAAGGAAAGAACAGCAGCGCUAUGCUGAAGAGCAGAAACUCCUAAGAAUGCACUGUCGUGAAGAACCUUAUUCAGAAGAGAAGAUAACUGAUGUUUUAGCCCAGUUACAACUUGAAGAAAUAAAAGGAGCCAGAGAAAAACAGCACCGGAGAGAAAAAGAAUAUGUAAGAUAUGUAGAAGCUUUACGAGCCCAGGUCCAGGAGAAAAUGAAGCUUUAUAAUAUCACUUUACCUCCAUUAUGCUGUUGUGGGCCUGAUUUCUGGGAUGCUCAUCCUGAUACCUGUGCCAACAAUUGUAUUUUCUAUAAAAACUACAGAGCAUAUAACCGGGCAUUACAUUCAGUCAUCAAUUCUUCUGAUAUCUCCGAGGGGAAUGCAACUCUUCGAAACGCCAUUCGUAAUUUUGCUUCUGUACAUAGACGGACUUCCAAAAAAAGUCUCCAAUGAGAGUCUGAAAUCAGUGCCAAUGACUGCUAAAGAAUGUCAACAGAAUGCUAUGUCACAGAGAAAACCACAAGACAACCUGAAGCUGUUGGGACACAACAGUGUCCUAGCCUCCCAGUGCAUACAUUGAACUACAGCCCUUCCAAAAGGCAUCUUCCCCAUGCCAAGCAAGGAGCAUCAAGAGUUUGUUUUUGUUUAUUUUACAAAUUACAGAUAUGUACAGUUUUCAACUCAGGGUUUUCAGCCAAUAACGAUGCUAAUAUCACCUCACAAACUGAAAACAAAAUGCCAAAAACAUCUUUAAAUGCCCUAUCAUACCAAAGCAAAUUGCAGAGUAAGGAGAACACAAGAGUACCUUUUCAUUUUAAAAUGUUUGGAAACAUGUACAACUUUGUACAGUUACAGGAGCUCCAGAUACAUGUGUCCACUUCAAGUGAACCAGAGGCUUUGAGAAGCUGUGGGGUGAUUAAACCCAAUGAGGAGAGUAGACAGAGCCCAAAUACGAUGUGUGGGUCGUAGUACUCCCUCUCCGUGGCCUUUGCAAGGAGACCCAUAAACACUUUUAGCUGAGAACGGUGGUACAUGCCUGUAAUCCCAGUACUGUGGGGAGGCUGAGGCAGGGCGAUCAGGAGUUUGAGGCCAACUGGCCUACAUGAAACUGUCUCAAAAAAAAGCCAAAUAAAAGAGUUGUUUUUCCUCCUUCCUCCUGCUGCUGCUCCUCAUCUUCCACCUUCUUGUGAAAAAAUUCAGUGACGCCCUUUUUCCCAUGAGACUUUCUUUCCCUUUGACUUGUACUUACGACAUCCUUCUCAUAUUUGUCCCUCUGCUUCACCACCUUCCUGAUGCUCUGCAGCUUUUCUCUGCUACUUAAGCUGUUCAACAUCUCACUCAACUGUUACUUUGUUUUGUUUUUUAUCAACAUCUACAAUGGAGAUUCCAGGAUUUUUAGAUUUGAUCUUGGAUCAGAAUUCUGAACAAAACAAGAAGAAUGCAGACAGUGGUCCGUGGACAGCAGUAGUGCCCUUUUCUUCAGGCCUCCUGCAAGCUGGUCCACAGUCCUUCAUUUCCCAAAUGUAGCAUGUUUUGUCCAACUUUGCCAUUUUAUCAGUUUUAAAUUUCCCUGCCCAGCAUUGUCUCCAUUUCUCAGAGUACUUAGGAAAUCUUUCAAUAUUGAGAAGGACAUCUGGCUUUUCUUCUGUGCUCUUCUCUGCCUGGCUACACAAGAGGGCAUAAGCAGGCAUAAGUCCUUUGGUCUCUUGGGGUCACCUUUAGCCAUCCUGAUAUAUUGCUCUCUAGGAAGGACAGAGCACAAUGCAAGGCUUCCUGGUCUCACACUAACUGCCUCUAUGACAGCCAACUCUACAUGAUGGUUACUAAUUAAAAAUGUUAACAGUAAAAUACAAGGGAUCCAUAAUGACAGUCACUCUAGAGUCUUCCCACUCCAAAAAUCCCUUUCCAACCCUAGGUAACUAUUAAUCUAUUCUAUCUGUAAAUUAGCCUGUCACUUCUCUUAUACAUGGAAUAUACAAUAUGAACUCUUUCAUGACUGAACCUUUUCAGCUAGCUUGAUGGCAAGACUCAUCUGAGUUGUUAGCUUCAUUAACGCUUUGCUACUUUUCAUUGUUGAAUAGUAUUGAUAAUAAUAGUAAUAAUAAAACCAUAUUUAUUCAUUCAUCAA